CAUCCAGCAGAAGUGGGUGAGUCCCAGAGCCGCACCCCACACACUAACCACCAUGGCGUGGUUGGGGCUGCUGGGCGCACUGCUGUGCAUGCUGUGCGUCGGGGUGGGCAGCCUUGGCACAGAGGGCUUCCUGCCCUCCGCGCCCCAUAACUGCCCCCACAAAUGUGUGUGCGCCGCCGACCUGCUGAGCUGCGCGGGCCUGGGGCUACAGGACGUGCCAGCUGCGUUGCCUGCCGCUGCUGCAGACCUCGACCUGAGCCACAACGCACUCCAGCGCCUGCGCCCCGGCUGGCUGGCGCCCCUCUCCCGGCUGCGCGCCCUGCACCUAGCCCACAACGAACUGGAAGUGCUAGGUCGCGGAGUCUUCACCAACGCCAGCGGCCUGCGGCUGCUUGAUUUAUCGUCUAACGCGCUGAGGGCGCUUGGCCGCCACGACCUCGACGGGCUGGGGGCGCUCGAGAGGCUGCUGCUGUACAAUAACCGCCUAGCACACUUGGACGAGCACGCCUUCCAUGGCCUGGGCUCACUCAGCCGUCUCUACUUGGGCUGCAACGAACUCUCCUCCUUCUCCUUUGACCACCUGCACGGUCUGGGCACGACCCACCUACGUACUCUGGAUCUCUCUUCCAACCGUCUGGGACGCAUCGCGGUACCUGACCUGGCUGCACUACCAGCUUUUCUUAAGAACGGCCUUUACUUGCACAACAACCCAUUGCCCUGUGACUGCCAUCUCUACCACCUGCUGCAGCGCUGGCACCAGCGGGGCCUAAGCGCUGUGAGUGACUUUGCCCGAGAGUACAUGUGCCUGGCCUUCAAGGUACCCACAUCCCGCGUGCGCUUUUUUGAGCACAGCCGUGUUUUUGAGAAUUGCUCAGCUGCCCUGGCUCAGGGCCUAGAGCGGCCCGAAGUGCAGCUGCACGUGCAGAUGGGUCGGUCCCUGAGGCUACACUGCAACACCAGUGCCCCAGCUGUGCGCAUCGCCUGGGUGUCACCGCAGCAUGAGCUGCUGGUGGCGCCGGGAUCCCGAGAUGGCAGCAUCGCAGUGCUGGCUGAUGGCAGCCUGGCCAUCAGCAACGUGCAGCCGCAGCACGAGGGGGUCUUUGUGUGCCUGGCAGCCGGGCCCCACCUGCAUCACAACCAGACGCACGAGUACAAUGUGAGCGUGCAUUUCCCACACCCUGAGCCCGAGGCUUUCAACACAGGCUUCACUACCCUGCUGGGCUGCGCUGUGGGCCUGGUGCUCGUGCUGCUCUACCUUUUCGCGCCACCCUGCCCGGGCUGCCGCCGCUGCUACCGUCGUACCUGCCACUGUCGCUGCUGGCCCAGGGUGCCCAGCCCCCUCCAGGAGUUGAGCGCACAGUCCUCGGUGCUCAGCACACCACCGGAUGUGCCCAGCCGCAAGGCCAGUGUCCACAAGCAUGUGGUCUUUCUGGAGCCGGGCAGGAGGGGCCUCAAUGGACGUGUGCAGCUGGCGGUAGCUGAGGACUUUGAUCUCUACAAUCCUGUGGGCCUGCGGCUCAAGGCUGGUUCUGAGUCCGCUAGCUCCACGGGCUCUGAGGGUCUGGUGAUGACCUAGGGUGCCCGGGGCCCAGAGCCAGGCCACUGACCACCUGCUGCUUGCCCUGCUCCCUGCUGCUGCCCUGACAACUUCCAGAUGCUGGUGGGAGCGCUGAGCUCCCCACCCUCUCUCCUGCUCUGCUCUAACACAGGGCCCAAAGGUCCUAGGCCCUAGUAGGACCUACUGGUGCCUACACGUCCCACGAGGACUGGAACUGGGGCCAUCCGAAAGAGCCCUUGCCUGCGAGUCCCAGGUACACCCUCAGGGGCCAAGGCAGCUACCAAGCUGUGAUGAAGGAAGUACUGAAGCAUAAACAUCUUCCCCUUCCCAAGGGGACAGGAAGAGUGGGCUCACAGGGGAAGAGGAGGGCUCCAGAGGAAGACCUAGGCCCCCACCCAGGGUGGAAGGAGGAAACAUGCACCAACAUCCAACCUACUUCAAGCUCCACAACUCCAUGCAGUCUGCUGGGCAGGAAGGAAGCAGGCAGGGCUCCUUAAGAGAACCCCAGGCGGCCUGGCCUGUGUAUCAGCCAGAGCAGUCCUGCUCCCUCUGGCCAGGGGCAGCCUCGGGCCACUCUGAGAGCAGGGCCUUUACCGUGGGCUCACAAGACAGCAGUAAGGAGCAACGUGACCUGUGCCCCCAGCUUUUUAGCAGUAAAAAGCCUGAGCAUGGCCAAGAUGGGAGAGCCGAGCCAGAACUUGCCAUCCCUUGAGGGUAGAAGCCUCUUAAGGGCUGGCACUGAUCUUGGUCUAAUGGCUGAGGCAGUGCCCUGGUCUCAUAUGCUCUUACCACCCACCACAGGGAGGCAGGGAAGGGGGUGGCGUCUGGGAACCCCUCCUGCGUGGGUGCCGAGCUGGGGGCUCCUACAAGUCCUGGAUCCAGUUGUUCCUUAAUAAAGGUGGCACAUGCUCAUUAC
Hyaena hyaena (striped hyena) is the source of this 2474-nucleotide messenger RNA. It is a transcript of the gene AMIGO3, whose product is annotated as adhesion molecule with Ig like domain 3. Bases 53 to 1576 code for a protein of 507 amino acids. Lineage: Eukaryota; Metazoa; Chordata; Mammalia; Carnivora; Hyaenidae. The transcript has a single exon. Gene Ontology annotation, biological process: brain development. The record is from RefSeq and is a predicted model, not a curated record. Gene Ontology annotation, molecular function: protein binding.